UCACUGGAGUGUGUGUGUGUGUGUGUGUGUGAGUGAGUGAAGAAAUGUGCGUUCAUUAUUUACUGUCACGCACACACCGAGCGUCUCCACUUGUGGAUCUCACAGGCCCUCUGAAACCGCCUUAAAGCCGAACCCGUCCCGCCCGGCCGUCAGAGCCACCGUAAUGCGGCGUUAGCGUGCGCGUGGGAAUGGACACACACACACACACACACACACACACACAGUAUCUGUCAGGUAAAGUGAGCUGUCGACAGGUAAAGCGGCUGAAGAAAACGGGACUACACCUUCCCAGCAGGUUUGUCACUUCCUGCGGUUCAGCAGCCGCUACUCGUCUCGGUUUGCCCGCCUGUGCUGCGCUGCCCGCCGGACUCCACUUCGGUGUUUACCUCGGCAGAAGACAUGGAGGAGAAAGCGGACGUUCCCACCGAGCUGCUCGAGAGCGUCCGGGAGGCGGUGGGUCGCAGGGUGAAGCUGACCCUCAGGCGCAAAGUCCAGCUGGAGGUCAAAGGUGACAAGGUGGAGAACAGAGUGCUGGCCUUGGCAUCACAUCGAGCCUAUCUGCUGACAGCACGGGUCCCGUCCAAGGUUGAACAGUCCUUCAGCUACUUGGAUGUUCAGGGAAUCAGCAGCAGCAAGCCCACUCAGUUGGUGGUGGAGUAUGAACGUGGUCAGUGGAGCCUCCGUCUGGGCUCGGUGGAGGAGGUGGACGAGGUGAUCGCCCACAUCGGAAGCUGUCUGCACCAGAUCUGCCCCGCCGGGUCACCUGUAAAGGUGAUGAGGAAGCUGAGUCUGAAGCCUCCAGAGAGGACGGCGGCCCUGCAGGCGGUCUGGGACGAGCAGGGCUCGGCCGAUCUGGGACCCUGCGGCGGUUUUUCCCAUCAGUACUGGUGUGUGUGUGAUUACCUGGGCCUGCCGUACCGAGAGGAGGUGCAGUGGGAUGUGGACACCAUCUAUCUCACCCAGGACACCAGAGAGCUCAACCUGCAGGACUUUGUCCACCUGGAGAACAGGGAUCUGGUGGCCAUCAUCGCAGCUCUCGAGCACAACCAGUGGUUCACUAAACUCUCCACCAAAGACUACAAACUGUCGACCGACGUGUGUGAUCAGAUCCUCAGAGUGGUGGCUCGAUCCAGCCGACUGGAAGAGCUGCUGCUGGACAACGCCGGGCUGAGAAGUGAUUUUGCGCAGAAACUGGCAGGCGCCCUGUCACACAACCCGGCCUCCACUCUGCACACACUCAACCUGAGCAACAACUCGCUGGAGGACAAAGGCGUUUCCGCUCUGAGUGCUCAACUCGCCAAACUUCCCAUGGGUCUAAAGCACCUGAACCUCUCCAGGACGUCCACGUCUCCUAAAGGUGUGAACAGCCUCUGUCAGGCUCUCUGUGCCAACCCGGCCAUCGCCUCGACCCUGACGCACCUCGACCUGUCGGGAAACUCGCUCAGGGGCGACGACCUGCCGAACCUGCACAGCUUCCUGAGUCACUCAAACUGUCUGCAGACUCUGGACGUGUCCAACAGCGACUGCAGUCUGGAGCAGGUGUGUGCGUCUCUGCUCAGAGGAUCUUUGAAGCAUCUGUCUGUCCUCAACAUGUCAAAGACAGUCUUCUCUCACAGGAAGUGUAAAGAGAUCCCCUCGUCCUUUAAGCAGUUCUUCAGCUGCGCUCAGGCCCUGAGCUCAGUCAGUCUGUCAGGAACCCGACUGCCGGCCGAGGCUCUGAAGGCUUUGCUGCUGGGACUCGGCUGCAACCCAAACCUCAGCGACGUGUCUCUGGACCUCAGCUGCUGUGAGCUGCGUUCAGGAGGCUCGCAGAUCCUGGAGGGUUGUGUCGCCGAGAUUCCCAACAUCUCCAGUUUGGACAUUUCAGACAACGGUCUGGACAUGGACCUGACCACCCUGUUGGUCUGGCUGGCCAAGAACCGCUCCAUCAGACACCUUUCACUGGGCAAGAACUUCAACAACAUCAAGUCCAAGAAUGUGGCUCAGGUCCUGGACAGUCUGGUUCACAUGAUCCAAGAGGAGGAAUCACCGCUGACCUCGCUGUCGCUGGCCGACUCCAAGCUGAAGGCCGACCUCUCCAUCGUCCUCAACGCUCUGGGCAGCAACACCUCUCUGACCAAACUGGACAUCAGCGGGAAUGCGAUGGGAGACAUGGGGGCUAAGAUGCUGGCCAAAGCUCUGCAGAUCAACACCAAACUCAGGACGGUCGUGUGGGACAGGAACAACGUCAGCCCUCAGGGCCUGCAGGACGUCGCUGCUGCUUUGGAGAAGAACUACACCAUCCGCUUCAUGCCUGUUCCCAUCAUGGAUGCAGCUCAGGCACUCAAGACGAACCCAGAGAAGACAGAGGACGCCUUACUGAAGAUGGAGCAGUACCUGCUGAGAAACCACGAGACACGGAAAUACCUCCAGGAGCAGGCGUACCGGCUGCAGCAGGGGAUAGUGACCACCACCACACAGCAGAUGAUGGACAUGAUGUGCGUGAAGGUGCAGGACCACCUGAACUCUCUGCGGUUCACGGAGACCACCUUGGUCCAGGAGGACAUGAAGGUGGCUGAGAACCUCAUGAAAGACGCCAAGAACUCCAAGACCCUGCUCCCCAACCUGUACCACCUGAAGAGUGGAGGGUCAAAGGGGGCGUGUGUCGGAGCCAUCCAGGACAAGCUGGAGUCGAUGGCAGGAGAGGUGGCCCGAGUGAUGGACGAACAGCUGCAGACGAUGCUGGAGUCCAUGGUGGACGCUGCUGAGGGUCUGUGUCCUCACGUGAUGAAGAGGAGCGGCCUGCGCCAGGAGCUGCUGAAGGCCGGAGGGGGGAGGAUGACCGUCCCUCGCAGCUUCGUCACCACCACGCUGCUGGAGCAGUCCGGAGUCGACAUCGUCAACAAGAUCAGUGAAGUGAAGCUGAACAUGGCGUCAUUCCUGUCCGAUCGCAUCGUGGAUGAGAUCCUGGAGUCUCUGUCCAGAUCACAGCACACUUUGGCUGACCACCUGAUCAGGAAGUCUCAGCCUCUGCUGCGUCAGGGGCCCCAGACGGAGACAGAAGUUCUGGAUGAGAUGGUCCUGCAUCCAGAGAACCACAACGAGCCGCAGAAACAAAGCCAUGACCUGGACCAGAAACACAAGCUGGAGGAUCUGGACACCUGCAUGAUGACUCCUAAAUCCAAGAGGAAGAGUAUUCUGGUCAGGAUGCUGCGUCCUGUUUCGGUGGCGUUUGAGAUGGAGUUCGACCUGGACAAGGCUCUGGAGGAGGUUCCUAUCCACGUCGAGGACCCCCCUCUCCCUCCUCCUCCUUCGCAGCCAUUGGACAGAAUGUCAGCCUACUACGGUGACCUCCCCCCUCCCCCAGCUUCCCUGGAUACAAAGUCGGUCUAUGUGGGCGAGCUGCCGCCUGUGGAGCACGUGACGCUGGAGCAUCGCACCAAAUUCCGCCCAAAACCGAAGAAGAGGACGAAACCCAGCCGGACGCCUCGGGAGGCCACCCACAGCUCGACACCACAGGAGGCAGAGCAGAACAGCAUCAUGGGAAAGCUGGACGAGGGUCUGGAGGACUUUUUCUCCAAGAAAGUCAUUAAACUCAGUUUCAAGCUUCCCACUGUGAGAGGCCCGUCCUCCAGCACGCAGGAAGCAGCAGAUAAGAAGCGUGAAUCCAGGAAGAGCGGUUUCUUUAACCUCAUCAAAUCGCGGACGUCCCGCUCAGAGAAGAGCCAUGGAGCUGCCUCCAUCACGCCACCCCUUCCUCCCUCUUCCAACCCUGCUCCACCCUCCUCCUCUGUUAGCCCGGCGACUGGGGAAACGAAGCAGACGUCCUCCACUUCACCCGUGAAAACCCCUGACGCUGUGGCGGAGCACCACCAGGAGCUCCACAGGGCUCAGUCCUCGGACCACACGGAUUCUGAGAUGGAGGCUCCUCCGACCACAGGUGAACCUGCUGACGAGGAGAAAGAGGAGGAGGAGGAGGAGCAGGAGGAGGAGGAGAUUGUGGAGAAGAAGGAGAAUCCCCACAUUCCCCGUCAUAUUGGUGUUCCUGUGAUGGGCAUGGACCUGCUGGCCGAGAUGAAGGCCAGGCAGGAGCGAAUGGCCGUAAAGAAGUCUGAGUCGACAUCCGUGCUGGACAAGGUGGACGCUGACAAAGCCAAGUCAGACAUCCACCCCGCUGCCCCAGGAGAGGCUGACGAGUCCCACCCCGAGCCAGCGCCCAGGUCAAAACCACCCAGCGUAACCCCGAAACCUCCGCCACCGCAGUCCGCUAAGCCCCUGCUGGGGCCCCGCACCUCUGGGCCCCUCAGUCCUGUCAGUCCAACCAGUCCCAGGCCAAGCAGCACCUGCGUCACUGAUGACCCUGCUGAAGCCACUGCAGGAAGCUCGCCUGCCAGAGGACCACUUCCUGCUCCCCGCCUGAAGAGGGCACCGUCAGAGCAGGAGAGGGAGAGCACGAGCAGCAGCCCUGCAGGACCUCGGUCCCCGCAGGACGCUGAGUUUCCUGUGGACGGCGAUGCGUUCGAGCCUCCCGGCGCCGGCGGCAGACAGUGGUCGUCCCUGAAGAGCUCAGCCAGUCCUCCUGCUGCGAGGGAGGACGACCGAGAGCGGACCAAGUCGCUCCCCGCCUACGUGAGUCCUCCAUCUCUGGCAGACGCUGAUCUCAGUCCAGCUGAGGAGGAAGUUCCAGCUCCCGCCGCCGAUCUCAGAUCUGAACUCAGAUCAGAUGAUGGGUCAGACGACACUCCUUCAGUCUGAUGCAAGCACACGUUUAUGGUCUGCCCUCUCGACACCAGAGAAACACUGAAGACACAUUGAGACAGUGGACAGUUUUUAGAACAACUCCUGUUGUUCUCGGGGGAAGGUCCUGAUCCUGGAUCAGUCUCAGCUGUCUGUCAGCAGCUAUAAAAGGACCACAAACGCAUGCGUUUUCUCUGGCGCAGAGACAGUCUGUAGGUGUUGUGAUGAGGAAGUCCAGCUAUAAACGGCUCAGUGAAUCCAAAGCCCUGAUGACAACGAGUCCGACUGUCCAAGCAGGUCCACGCUGAAGCAUUUUGUUCGUACUGUACUUCCCUUCUGCAGGUGGACUGCAGCGACCGCAUACGAGACACACAAGUUUUUCUUCUAAUCCUCCAAACAUUCACUCACGAGACAGGAAGCACAGAACCACGAGCAGAAGGAUCCUGCAAAGAGAAAAGAGAGUUUAAGCUCUCAGCUGCUAAGUUAAAAUAUGUUCAUAUUUGUUUGUUUGAUAUCUCAGAAUCCCGAAGUGAUGUGAAGACUCGUUCACACUGAAACAAGUGAGUCUGAGGCCUUCUGACUGCUGAGGGAAACAGAUGGUGGAGCAGCAGGAAGAACCCAGAUAUUAUGACAAGGUCCGUGUCCAGGUCUUCAUCAGCUUCAUCUUCUUCUUCUCUUUACAUCAGCCUGCUUCGUCAUCAGCAGGUGAAGUUGGCUCAGUUGUUGUUAGGGACGUCACCUUCCUUCAAAGCCUCAAUUAGAGUUUGACUUUUUUAGGUUUUGUGUUUUCCAGUGCUGCCAGCUCAGCUAUUGAUGGAGAAUCAAAUCCUGAUUUGUACAACCAAACAGAUCUUUAAAAAGGGAAGCUGCACGGUAUCAAGUGUGAUGUGAACGCCACAUUUUACUUCGGUUGUUGACAAUAUUGAAAAUAUGUCACCAGUCAGUUGGAAAAAACCUUUGAAACACACGUGUUGCUUUUGUUUUUCUUCAGGCGAAGGUGAGCAGUUUCAGCUUUUCAUUCAGUGACUGAAAUCACGUUCAUUUUGAUCUGUUUUGAAUUUAGAAUUGAAAUCAUUACACACCUAAUGAUAAUAAUAAUGAACUCCCAAACACAAUCGGCCGUUGAAUAUGAAGACUGUGAGAUGUGGUUUAAAACACUGCGAAGUGGGCCCUGAAUUAAGAUUAGUCAAUCAAGAAUUUUGUUUUAGACAUUAUUUAUAGUUUAACACACUUUUUAACACAAUCUUCAAACUCCUUUAAAGUUUUAAAAGAGCCAAAUAGGUUUGGAUUAAUUCCUCUCGUUACUUUUUAUCUCAAAGCAGGAAUUUUGUCAAACUGAGCUUGCGGACGUCGUGAAAUAAAACCCUAAUAAAUUCUGCAAAGUUCUCGGAGGAAGACUGUUGGAAUUAAAAUGAGGGUGGAAAAAACAUUUAAUGUUUCGGUAAAACCAGACUUAAGGACUCAGUAACAGAAAUAAAAGAGCUGCAGAACAAACGAGAUCGCAUUCGUGGCACCUUAGUUACCAGUUUCUGACUCGUGCAAACCGUUUGUGUUGGACUUUGCUCUUCAUAACAACCGGAGACGCGUCACAAAUGUCCGUACUUUUAAACCUCAGCUCAGCAGUCAUUCAGCCACUACGAUUUGUCCGCUGACGUGGCUUGGCUCAUUAAGGUAACCAAUGAAAUCCUUUCAGCUGAGAGCUACAAAGUUUUCUUUCCACAGAGGACUCUUGGACUGACCUUUAAUUUUCACUGAGACAAUCCGCUUUUACUGCCUCAGAUUCCUAAUAAGAGGGACGGUUCACCCCACAAUCCAAACAGACCAAACGUUUCCUAGUCCUCGUAGUGCUGUUUGUCCAUCUGGAUGGUUUUGAUGUGAGCUGCAGAGUUUUGUCACGUGUCCCUUCGACAUGUGGCUCGGCUGUCAACGCUGCUGCUGUAUGAUGAGCAGAACACAUGACGUAUUACACACUGAUCAGUCCUGUACUGCUGCACUUACUGCUGAACUGUGUGUCCAUGUGAACAUGUAAAUAACAUCGCUGUGAGUUUAAAGGUCCUGGGUGUAAAAUAAAUGGGCUUUAUUUUGGUCAUUGAUUCUAUUGUGAGAAGAAAAUCUGAUUUAUUGCCAAGUGAAUCUGCAUUGAUUUCCAUUUAAAAUACACGGUGAUGGUUUUCAUUUUAUCUGGAAAUAUUUUUGGCAUUUCUUUUAAAUAUCUUCUUUUUUAUAUAACAAAAAACAGUGUAAUGUUUUAUUGUUUAUAUCCCAGUGGACCUACAAGCUGCCAGAUAUUUCUGUAUUUGUAUGUUUAUACCAAUAAAUGCAGUUUUUGUGCUCAA
This is a messenger RNA of Scatophagus argus, 7052 nucleotides long. RefSeq names its product F-actin-uncapping protein LRRC16A (gene carmil1). NCBI's taxonomy places the organism in Eukaryota, Metazoa, Chordata, Actinopteri, Scatophagidae. Gene Ontology annotation, biological process: regulation of Arp2/3 complex-mediated actin nucleation; cell migration. The record is from RefSeq and is a predicted model, not a curated record. Gene Ontology annotation, cellular component: plasma membrane; lamellipodium. Bases 400 to 4734 code for a protein of 1444 amino acids. Gene Ontology annotation, molecular function: protein binding. The transcript has 38 exons.